Molecule: messenger RNA, 2175 nt
Organism: Trematomus bernacchii (emerald rockcod)
Lineage: Eukaryota; Metazoa; Chordata; Actinopteri; Perciformes; Nototheniidae
Gene: gas2a
Product: growth arrest-specific protein 2
Exons: 8
Coding region: 226-1239 (337 amino acids)
Biological process (GO): actin crosslink formation
Cellular component (GO): actin filament
Molecular function (GO): actin filament binding; cytoskeletal adaptor activity; microtubule binding
Source: RefSeq, a predicted model, not a curated record
GUGCAUGUGUGUGUGUGUGUGCAGUCAGAUCCUUGUGCAAAUGCGCAGCGAAAAAGACCUCCCCGGUUUGCAUUGGUUCAUUGUUUUGGAGUCUAACCUGUGGGUCGGUGCACCGCGGUGAAAAGCAUGAAAACUGGGAUCCAGCAGCUCCAAGGACGUGUGAGAGGAAGGUGUGCACCAUUGAGCUGAACCCUCUGGGUGAGCACAGGCUGUCGAUAAGGAACCAUGUGCAGCACCCUGAGCCCCAAACAUCCCGGGGGCCCCGGCCUCACAGACAUGCAGCAGUACCAGCAGUGGCUCGCCAGUCGACAUGAAGCCAGCCUGCUGCCCAUGAAGGAAGACCUGGCCCUGUGGCUCACGCAUAUUCUCGGUCUGGAAAUCACUGCUGAGAGUUUCAUGGAUCGCUUAGACAAUGGCUUCCUGUUGUGCCAGCUGGCUGAGACACUCCAGGAGAAGUUCAGGCAAAAUAAUGAAGACCUGCCUGCAUCUCGCGACAAAAAGCAUAGUAUUCCCUCUCGGAGGAUACCUUGUCGGCAGAGCGCUCCCUCUGGUUCCUUCUUUGCACGGGACAACACGGCCAACUUCCUGUCCUGGUGUCGUAAGGUUGGAGUUGGAGAAACAUGUCUGUUUGAAUCGGAGGAUUUAGUUCUUCAUAAGCAGCCCCGAGAAGUGUGUCUCUGUCUUCUAGAGUUGGGACGGAUAGCAUCACGGUACAACGUGGAGCCUCCUGGCCUCAUAAAACUGGAGAAAGAGAUUGAACAGGAAGAAAAAGCUCCUCCACCACCUCCAUCACCUGUAUCCCCAGCACCGCCCCUUCCUUCCUCUCCCUCUUUAUCUCCCUCCCCGUCUCCUACCCCAUCACCGACUCCAACUAAAGUCGCCUCCAGCAAGAAAAGCACAGGGAAGCUGUUGGAUGAUGCUGUGAGGCAUAUUUCCAAUGAUCCCCCCUGCAGAUGUCCGAACAAAUUCUGUGUAGAGAGACAUUCCCAGGGUCGAUACCGUGUUGGGGAGAAGAUGCUUUUCAUCCGGAUGCUGCACGACAAGCACGUGAUGGUGCGUGUUGGCGGAGGCUGGGAGACUUUUGAGAGCUAUUUGAUGAAACACGAUCCGUGCCGCAUGCUCCAAAUCUCCCGGGUGGAGGGCAAGUCGUCCCCGAUCUGCACCAAGUCUCCCAACAUCAAGGACCUCUCCCCUGACAGUUACCUGGUGGUGGCCUCCCACUACCGCAGCAAGAAGUGAAGACAUGAGACUGAAACUCUUCAUUCAUAAAAGGAGGGGGACUUCCUGCCAUUGUUUACUCUCUUAUGGACGUGGCUAUAUAACCUGUCCCUGUUAUUUUACUUAUUAUGGCUACAGACACAACUGGUGUGUGUGAUAGUAGACAGCAGUUAGACAAUUUCCCUGAGCUUAAUGUUUUGUUUACCCCAUUUUUUGAUUUGCCUUUUGGCUGAUAUUGUAAUUCUUAUUGCCUUAACAGUACAUGAAAUACUCAGACGGAUUUACUGGUCCUCACACAAAUUGCAAAUUAAACUAUAUAUAUAUGACAUUUGAAGAAUAGGUGGAAACUUUACAGUCCAAAGAAAUAUACUUUACAAACUAUUUACAUGUCCCAUAGAAACCAAACUGGUCAUAAAAUGUUAUGGCCCUUUUCUUCAUGAUGUAUUUUUUUAUUAGGCUUAAGCAGAGCUUAGACUGUUUACAUGUUGAAUGAUUCUUCAAUGAAAUGCAUUUUUAUACUAUUUCCAUUUUUUCUUUACUCAUUAUUCAUUAUUAGGAUUGCUCCUGUUUUAUAUCAUUUCUAUUGUAAGUGCAUGAGCAAUCACCCGUUGCACAAGUUGCAACAUGUAGUGAAACAGAUCCUCAUUGAUUUAGGAUUGAUAAUUAUAUAGUCUUACUUUGAGGUUUUGCAAUUCUUCAAUUUGUUGUGUAUUACUGACCUCUAGAGGUAGUGCAGUCAUUUAAACUUGAACAUCUCAAUUCAGUUUCUUACAAUUAAUAGAUUCACACCUCAUCAUUCAAUUUAAUUGUUUGUGACAUUUUUACCUGGAAAAUGAAUAUAUUUUUGGCAUGAGAUCACUUGCUAUGCAAACAGCUUUGUAUGUAAAGUAGAUGGGUCCAAUUUCUGUUUUAGAUGUACAUUUUCAAUAAAUUUGAAUCUUCAUAAUUUGAAAUAUC